Messenger RNA from Coregonus clupeaformis (lake whitefish), 3086 nucleotides. RefSeq names its product dolichyl-diphosphooligosaccharide--protein glycosyltransferase subunit STT3B. The record is from RefSeq and is a predicted model, not a curated record. Gene Ontology annotation, molecular function: dolichyl-diphosphooligosaccharide-protein glycotransferase activity. Gene Ontology annotation, biological process: post-translational protein modification. The transcript has 17 exons. NCBI's taxonomy places the organism in Eukaryota, Metazoa, Chordata, Actinopteri, Salmoniformes, Salmonidae. Gene Ontology annotation, cellular component: membrane. Bases 619 to 3030 code for a protein of 803 amino acids.
UCUCACAGUCUCUCUCUUGUCUACAAGACAAGACAAGACAAGACAACCCACCCAUUCCAUUCUCAGAGUCAGGGAUCUGUAUCAUGCAACUACUUUAUGUGCAGCUUGGCCAACAUUUUAAUCAUUAUCAAAUCCACACAGUAAAUGAUUAAAGAAACCAUCAUUACUCAUUUUUAAGGGGAUAUAAAAAAUAUAUUGUAGCCCCUAUAAUAAAUAAAUGUCCAGGGUUUUCAAUGUUCUUAUGUAGGUUAUGAUAUUCCAUAGGUAAAUAAAUCGGUCUGUCAUCGUAGUACUUGCGCGGGAUUGGUUUUUGAAUAUCCAACGGCUCAGUUGUCUUUGGCUCCGCCCUGUUGUACCUGUCCUUCUGUGAGAGGCUGUCUGUGUUUCCUGUUGUUCCGCCCAUUCCCUCCCAUCAGCAAUCAGUCCGAUUGAGUUUUGCAAGAGCGUGCGGAAUACAAUGGUGGUUGUCACUGACGAAUGUGAAUAAAAAGCCGGUGGACUUACAGCGAAGAUAAGGAGAGAAAACCACGUCAAAAACAUAAGGAGCUAAACGGGAGUAAAGGGGGAUAGGGGAGCGUGCUCUUUCAAACCCCACUGACGCCGCAAACCACGCAGAAUAUGGCGGAGCACCACACAGCCACUGACAGCAAGCACAAAGCGUCCUUGAAUGCCGGGGGCUCGCUGCAUGGUAACAGCCGACCCAACGCCGCGGGUGGAGGAGGGGGCAAAGGAGGCCUCUCUGGCGGACUGGCACAGCCAGCAGGGUGGCAGUCCUUACUCUCUUUUACCAUUCUUUUUCUGGCCUGGUUGGCAGGCUUCAGUUCUAGACUUUUUGCAGUGAUCCGGUUCGAGAGCAUCAUCCACGAGUUUGAUCCAUGGUUCAACUACAGGUCGACACAUCACCUGACCACAAAUGGGUUUUACGAGUUCCUCAACUGGUUCGACGAGAGGUCGUGGUACCCCUUGGGAAGGAUCGUGGGGGGCACAGUAUAUCCAGGUUUGAUGGUCACCGCAGGUCUUAUCCACUACGUGCUGAACCUGCUGCACUUGACAGUGCAUAUCAGGGACGUCUGCGUCUUCCUGGCUCCCGUCUUCAGCGGCCUGACUUCCAUCUCCACCUUCCUGCUGACGCGGGAGCUGUGGAACCAGGGGGCGGGGCUUCUGGCUGCCUGUUUUAUCGCUAUUGUGCCCGGGUACAUCUCCCGCUCGGUGGCUGGCUCCUUUGACAACGAGGGCAUCGCCAUCUUCGCCCUGCAGUUCACUUACUACCUAUGGGUGAAGUCGAUCAAGACCGGUUCGGUGUUCUGGUCCAUUGGCUGCUGCCUCUCCUACUUCUACAUGGUGUCAGCAUGGGGAGGAUAUGUCUUCAUCAUCAACCUGAUCCCUCUGCAUGUGUUUGUGCUGCUGCUCAUGCAGCGCUACAGCAGGAGGGUCUAUAUCGCUUACAGCACUUUCUACAUCAUGGGCCUGGUGCUGUCCAUGCAGAUCCCGUUUGUGGGCUUCCAGCCAAUCAGAACCAGCGAGCACAUGGCGGCAGCAGGUGUGUUUGCGCUGCUCCAGGCAUAUGCAUUGCUGCAGUACCUGAAGGACAGGCUCACCAAGCAGGAGUUCCAGACCUUGUUCUUCCUGGGGGUGUCGCUAGCUGCUGGGGUGGUGUUCCUCACCGUCAUCUAUCUCACCUACACUGGUUACAUCGCUCCGUGGAGUGGGCGGUUCUACUCGCUGUGGGACACCGGCUACGCUAAGAUCCAUAUCCCCAUCAUCGCGUCGGUGUCGGAGCACCAGCCCACCACCUGGGUGUCGUUCUUUUUCGACCUCCACAUCCUGGUCUGCACCUUCCCAGCAGGCCUCUGGUUCUGCAUCAAGAAUGUAAACGACGAGCGUGUCUUCGUGGCUCUCUAUGCCAUCAGCGCGGUCUACUUUGCCGGGGUGAUGGUGCGCCUGAUGCUGACCUUGACGCCGGUGGUUUGCAUGCUGUCGGCCAUCGCCUUUUCCAGCGUGUUCGAGCACUACCUGGGGGACGACAUGAAGAGGGAGAACCCUCCCAUAGAGGACAGCAGCGACGAGGACGACAAAAGGAGCUCAGGGAACCUCUAUGACAAGGCAGGAAAGGUGCGCAAGCAUGUGUCUGAGCAGGAGAAGGCAGAGGAGGGGCUGGGCCCUAACAUCAAGAGCAUAGUGACCAUGCUGAUGUUGAUGCUGCUCAUGAUGUUCGCAGUCCACUGCACAUGGGUCACCAGCAACGCCUACUCCAGUCCUAGUGUGGUGCUGGCCUCCUACAACAACGAUGGGACGAGGAACAUCCUGGAUGACUUCAGGGAGGCCUACUAUUGGCUGAGGCAGAACACAGACGAGCACGCGAGGGUUAUGUCUUGGUGGGAUUAUGGCUACCAGAUAGCAGGCAUGGCUAAUCGAACCACGCUAGUCGACAACAACACAUGGAAUAACAGUCAUAUAGCACUGGUGGGGAAAGCCAUGUCGUCCAAUGAGAGUGCAGCGUACGAGAUCAUGAGGAGUCUGGAUGUGGACUACGUGCUGAUCAUCUUCGGGGGCGUGAUUGGUUACUCAGGCGACGACAUCAACAAGUUCCUGUGGAUGGUCAGGAUAGCGGAGGGAGAGCAUCCCAAGGACAUUCGGGAGAGUGACUACUUCACCCCUCAGGGAGAGUUCCGCGUGGACAAGGCCGGCUCGCCCGUCCUGCUCAACUGCCUCAUGUACAAGAUGUCCUACUACCGCUUUGGCGAGAUGCAGCUGGACUUCCGGACACCGCCUGGGUUUGACCGCACCCGCAACGCUGAGAUCGGCAACAAGGACAUCAAGUUCAAGCACCUGGAGGAGGCGUUCACCUCGGAGCACUGGCUGGUGCGCAUCUACAAGGUGAAGAAGCUGGAGAACAGGGAGCCGCUGGAGCACAAGCUCCGCAGCAUCGUGCCCAGGCAGAAGUACACCUCCAAAAAGCCACCAAAAGGAAAUGUUCAUAAAAUACUGCUAAGAGGAAGCGAGGACACAUCAGGAAUAAGCUGGUCCUGAAGAAAGGCAAGAAACUAAACAAGUAAUAAUGAAGACGGACAACAUAAAAAAACAUA